This is a messenger RNA of Didymosphaeria variabile, 1365 nucleotides long. RefSeq lists its product as uncharacterized. Lineage: Eukaryota; Fungi; Ascomycota; Dothideomycetes; Pleosporales; Didymosphaeriaceae. Gene Ontology annotation, cellular component: fungal-type vacuole membrane. Gene Ontology annotation, molecular function: transmembrane transporter activity. The transcript has a single exon. The record is from RefSeq and is a predicted model, not a curated record. The coding region runs from base 1 to 1365 and encodes 454 amino acids. Gene Ontology annotation, biological process: transmembrane transport.
AUGUCCUCCACGUUGACCGAAGAGCGCAUUGAGCUCACUGAGCUUGCCAGUACAGACAGGAUCUCGCUCACAGCGCGCCGAACGGACACCAUUCAGCCGCCAGAUGAAGUUCCAGAAGACGCAGAAAACAUCACCACCGCGAUCCCUGAUGGCGGUCACGGCUGGGUCGUCAUAUUCUGUUGCUCUGUCACUGCAUUCUGGAGCAACGGGGUCAUCAACUGUUGGGGGGUCCUCCAAGCGGCACUCCUCGAUUCCUCCCUACGCUCGGUCCCAACGGCUACAGUCUCGUGGGUUGGCUCAUUAGGCCUUGCACUCAGCGCUUUCCUUGGAAUCUUUGUGGUUCAGUUCAUGCGCUGGGCCGGGAGUCGACGCACUUCAAUAGCCGGCGUUUGUUUGAUGGGUGCAAGCCUCAUCAGUAGCGGUUUCUGUACCGGAGAAGUUGGGGCGCUCUUCGGAACGAUGGGCAUCCUCGCAGGUCUGGGGAUGAGCAUGGUAUAUACAGUGUCAAAUGGCUUGCCAGUGCAGUACUUCUCCGGACACCUGGGGCUCGCAAAUGGCAUCGUCAAGCUGGGUGGUGGUAUCGGUGGUUGUGUCCUCGCUAUUGCAAUCGAAGCAUUGUACCGUCGCGUGGGCAUCGCAUGGACGUUCCGAAUUCAAGGCCUCGUUACCCUUGCGACCGGCCUUCCAGCGGCAUGGAUGCAAAAAGAUCGUGUCCGAUUGCGCCGUGUUCCAUUGGUCGACUUCUCAAUGUUUCGAUCUGUUCCAUUUAUGACAGUUUUUAUUGCGGGCGCGAUUGGAUCGUUCUCACUUUUCGUCCCACCCUACUUCCUACCGUUGUUUGCCCAGAGCAUCAAUUUAAGCCCGAGCACUGGUGCCGGCCUGGUUGCCGCAUUCAACGGUUGCAAUGCCCUGGGGAGGUUCGCCGCAGGGCCCUUGUGCGAUAAGAUUGGGCCCGUCAACAUGUUCCUUAUAACGAGUGUAGUUAAUGGAGCGAGCAUGUUGGCUAUAUGGCCAGUCUCCAAUUCAAUUGGCCCACUUGCUGUCUUUGCCGCUCUCAAUGGUGCAGCGAACGGCUCAUUCUUCACAACUUUACCGACGGUUGUUGCGAGCAUGUUUGGUCCAGGUCGCGCUGCCGUGGCAAUGUCUAUGGCUGUCGCUGGAUGGAGUGGGGGCUAUUUGAUGGGAUCGCCCAUUGCGGGUUAUCUUCUACAGGCUGCAGGCGGUAAACAGCAGGGCGGCCAGGGCGUGGGCAUCGAAGUGUAUCGACCUGCCAUCUUCUACGCUGGCGGAGUGGCCACCGCUUCGUCUUUGUUCGUGUUGUUGGCGAGGUUUAAAAUGGCGAAGAAGUUGGUCGAAAAGGUCUGA